AGGGGAUGUUUAUGUUUUAUUUUUCAUCAUAUAUCGUUGUUAUAAUUGAAUUACACGAAUUUUAGCCUUCAGAUUGAAGCUACGUACCUAAUUCGACUCAUGCAAGUUACCAUGCAUGCAUAUAAAUAUUCACAUUCUCCCAUGGCAGUGGAUAUAACAACCCUACAUUCUUCACUAACUGCCAGCUUAGCUUAAUUAUUCAUGGCGUCUUCUUCCUUCAUUCUUUUCCUACUGCUAUUCUUCACUUCUAUCACCGCCAUCUGCAGCUGGAACGCCGCCACUCCCCGGCCGAGAUUCCCAGCCAUUCUCAUCUUCGGAGAUUCCUUGGCCGACACCGGCAACAACAAUUUCCUAAUCACUCCUAUUCAAGCCAACCACGACCCCUACGGCCACUCUUUCCCCGCCCAUCUCCCCAACGGCCGCUUCACCGACGGCAAAAUCCUCUCCGAUUUCUUGGCUUCCGACCUCGGGAUCAAAGACACCGUUCCCCCGUUUCUCGACCCCGAAUUGCCCAAAGACGAGCUCCUCACCGGCGUCUGCUUCGCGUCCUCCGGCGCCGGGUUCGAUAACCUCACCAGUGUGAAGACCAUGGCCACUCCCAUCAUUAAACAGAUCGACUAUUUUCAGGAUUACAUCGAACAGCUCAAGAGCUUCGUCGGAGGUGGGGUGGCGCACGACGUGGUUUCUAACUCCCUCGCGGUGGUUGUGGGUGGCAGCAAUGAUUUCAGCUUCAAUUUCUUCCGAGACUUCACAAGAAAGGUGCAGUACGACAUCAGUGGCUACCAGGAUUUUGUUCUGCAACAUCUUCAAGACUUUCUUAAGGAAUUGUACAAUCUGGGAAGUCGCAACAUGAUGAUAACUGGAUUGCCGCCGCUGGGGUGUCUGCCGUUGCUGGUGACGACGAAUUUAAUAGGAUUUGGGCGGAAGUGCGUGGAGAGCUUGAAUACAGAUUCUCAGACGUAUAACCAGAAGCUCAUUGCACUGCUGCCUCAAAUUCAAGCAUCACUUCCAGGCACCAAAAUCGUCUAUGGAGAUCUUUAUACCCCUUGGCUAGACAUGGUGGAUAAUCCACAAAAAUAUGGAUUUGUGGAAACCAACAAAGGUUGCUGUGGGAGUGGGGUAAUGGAAGUGACAUACUUUUGCAACAAACUCAGCAAAGUAUGCUCAGACUCGACACAGUAUUUUUAUUUCGACUCUGUCCAUCCAACUGAAGUGGCUUACCGCACUCUGGCUGAUUAUAUAUGGAAGGAUGCUCUCCAGAAAUGGGCGUAGUGCUUAGGCCAAUAAAUCCUGUCCACAUAUAAGCAUUUCAUUUGCAUGAAUGUAUUUGCAUUGAGAAGAGAAAGUUGAUUUCAUAUCUAUAAUUUUAUCUCAUUCCAUUUUUUCUUUCU
Molecule: messenger RNA, 1391 nt
Organism: Ipomoea nil (Japanese morning glory)
Lineage: Eukaryota; Viridiplantae; Streptophyta; Magnoliopsida; Solanales; Convolvulaceae
Product: GDSL esterase/lipase At2g30220-like
Exons: 3
Coding region: 202-1272 (356 amino acids)
Biological process (GO): lipid metabolic process
Molecular function (GO): lipase activity
Source: RefSeq, a predicted model, not a curated record